AGAGGGAGAAUACGAAGACGAAACUCUGAGGAUCAUCCAUGGAGUCAAUUGAUGGAUUAACCUCAACCAAUUAUAAGGCGGGAUCUGUCUCAAGCCUCCAAAAGGCCAUUUCAUCCGUGUUUUCUCGGUGGGAUGGCCUUCAAAUGGCCAUUGAAAAUCAAUGGGGAGGUCGCGAUUCUCACCAGAAAUCUCUGAAUCUCGCCUCUGAUGUCUUCGCUUGGUUCUCUCAAUCCAAACCUCCUUUAUACGUGGAAGAUCUGGAAACUUUGCUCCAUGAAACCCUGUUGCUUUCCUUCAACACCGAGAUUGAAGAUGGGAGCAUCGAACAGGUAGCAGAACAAUUGAUGAUGAUAUACGAAGAAAAUUUGGUGGGAAGUCGUUAGAGAAAUGUAGAAUCGGAUUGUUCAUAUGAGAAAUUAAACCAGCACCGGAUUUGUCAUGGCUUCCAGGCAGGGAUAGAAUUGUAGUUGCUGCCAUCGGCCUGACGAUAAAUCUUAUAUGAAUUGUUAUUGUUACCAAUACAAAUUCAGUACUCAAAAUUUGUAACUGGUUGGACUUAGAUCCUCUUAGUUUGAUUUCUCAAACCAAAAAAAAAAAAAAAGGAAAAUCUUCUUUUGUCUCUCAAGAUGCAUUUUGAA
Messenger RNA from Benincasa hispida (wax gourd), 638 nucleotides. Its product is annotated as Pre-rRNA-processing protein TSR2, conserved region. The record is from RefSeq and is a predicted model, not a curated record. NCBI's taxonomy places the organism in Eukaryota, Viridiplantae, Streptophyta, Magnoliopsida, Cucurbitales, Cucurbitaceae.